This is a messenger RNA of Pelobates fuscus (common spadefoot toad), 1683 nucleotides long. It is a transcript of the gene GSX1, whose product is annotated as GS homeobox 1. Bases 567 to 1295 code for a protein of 242 amino acids. Gene Ontology annotation, cellular component: nucleus. Gene Ontology annotation, biological process: regulation of DNA-templated transcription. The record is from RefSeq and is a predicted model, not a curated record. NCBI's taxonomy places the organism in Eukaryota, Metazoa, Chordata, Amphibia, Anura, Pelobatidae. Gene Ontology annotation, molecular function: DNA-binding transcription factor activity, RNA polymerase II-specific; sequence-specific double-stranded DNA binding. The transcript is spliced from 2 exons.
UGCACAUCUCUCCAUCACUGGGACUCCAGCACCGAGCACACUGUCAGCUCAUCACUAGGAUUUCCUGAGUAGACUGUCAGCUCAUCACUGGGACUGCCACCUGUAACCUCUGUACACUGUCAGCUCAUCACUGGGACUGCCACCAGCAACCUAAGUACACUGUCAGCUCAUCACUGGGGCAUUGGCACUUUGUGUGCACUUUUCUGUACUGAUCAAAAAAGACUUCAAGCAUCCUGUGUCCACAUAACCCAGAGAAUACAUCAGCACCCCGUGUGUACUCAGCGCUCAGCACCCAUCAAGACCCCUAGUGCCCUGUGUGCACUGAUCAAGGAAAACUACAGCACUCUGUGUGCACUGACUGAGGCUGAGCGCACUGCUUGGAACUCUCAACUCUGAGUUUGCAUUAUACAGGACAGUAAUCACCCAGUGCGCUAUAUCCAGGACUCCAGGCACCCAGUGCGCUCUGUCCAGGACUCCAGACGCCCAGUGCGCUCUAUCCAGGACCCCAGGUACAGGGGAGAGGCUGACUCGGUUCUCAGACAGCGGAUAGCACUCCCUCGGGACUCAUGCCUCGCUCAUUCCUGGUGGAUUCCCUCAUACUAAGGGAGUCCAAUGACAAGAAGGACGAUACCAGCCCACCCAUCUUCCCCUAUGCAAUGCACCCCUCUCACCCCCUGCAUGGGCUCCCUGCCUCCUGUCACUCCAGGAAAGGGGGUCUCCUGUGUGUGUGCCCCAUGUGUGUCACCUCCCAGCUGCAUCCAGGACCCCCAGGGAUACCUCUCCUCAAGGCCUCCUUCUCCUCCUUCAGCUCCCAGUAUUGCCCACCAGGCCUGGGCAGACAGCACUCAGCAACCUCUGGGAUCAACCUGAGCCAUGCUCCAACAAUCUACCAGGCUACCUACCCCAUGGCAGACCCCAGGCAGUUCCACUGCAUAUCUGUCGACACAUCAAGCAGUCAGUUGCCCAGCAGUAAAAGGAUGCGUACAGCCUUCACCAGUACCCAGCUCUUGGAGCUGGAGAGGGAAUUUGCCUCCAAUAUGUAUUUGUCCAGACUGAGGCGCAUAGAGAUUGCCACUUACCUCAACCUCUCUGAAAAGCAGGUCAAAAUCUGGUUCCAGAACAGAAGGGUUAAGCACAAGAAAGAAGGGAAGAGCAGCUCCCACAGAGGGAGUCCCCACAACUGCAAAUGUUCAUCACUGUCUACAAAGUGUUUGGAAGAUGAAGAUGACUUACCUAUGUCGCCCUCUCCAUCCUCAUCAGAAAAAGAGGACAGAGACCUGUCACCAAGUCCUUAAUCCAAAAAAAAGCGACAAAAAUCAAUGAACUAAGACAUUAUCACUGUACAUUGGAUAGAACAUUCUAAGAGCUCAUUUAAAUUAUAUGUGUUUCAUAAUGACUGUCAACAAAGCAUCUAGACUGUGACUCUGCUGACUAUUGUACAUAGUGCAUACAUCCUAGGACUAUCACAAAAUCACUGAUGGCUACUCAGCUUGUUAAGAAAGGGUUAAUAUAGUGUUUUUACGCAUUGGGAACUGGGGUGCUGUUUUGGCACAAUACAUUGGAACAGUUUUUGACCCUCCAAGAAAGUAAAUUGCGUAACUUAGGGACAGCAAAUAUUUGUAAACUUCACUUCUCACGAUGACCAGACAGCUUUUGUUCUGCCUUUAGGUUUUAGAGGGGCUA